Molecule: messenger RNA, 3017 nt
Organism: Melopsittacus undulatus (budgerigar)
Lineage: Eukaryota; Metazoa; Chordata; Aves; Psittaciformes; Psittaculidae
Product: cadherin-4
Exons: 14
Coding region: 50-2383 (777 amino acids)
Biological process (GO): adherens junction organization; cell-cell adhesion mediated by cadherin; homophilic cell-cell adhesion
Cellular component (GO): catenin complex; plasma membrane; adherens junction
Molecular function (GO): cadherin binding; calcium ion binding
Source: RefSeq, a predicted model, not a curated record
CAAUAACUUUCACAGUGACAUGUGACCAUUUCCAAAAGGAAGGAAGACCAUGCUUGGAGAACCAGCACAGCAGCAAAGUGACACUCUGCUCCCGUGGCGCCAGCAUCAGAGCUCGAAUGGCCUGCGGCGGCAGAAGCGAGACUGGGUCAUCCCACCCAUCAAUGUGCCGGAGAACUCCAGGGGACCCUUCCCGCAGCAGCUGGUUCGGAUUCGUUCCGACAAGGACAAAGAGAUCCAUAUCAGAUACAGCAUCACUGGAGUUGGAGCCGACCAGCCGCCGAUGGAAGUCUUCAGCAUUGACCCUGUGUCUGGCAGGAUGUAUGUGACUCGCCCGAUGGACAGAGAAGAAAGAGCUUCCUACCAUCUCCGGGCUCAUGCGGUGGAUAUGAAUGGAAACAAGGUGGAGAAUCCUAUUGACCUGUACAUCUAUGUGAUUGAUAUGAAUGACAACAGACCAGAGUUUAUAAACCAAGUCUAUAAUGGAUCUGUUGAUGAAGGCUCUAAACCAGGUACCUACGUGAUGACAGUGACAGCAAACGAUGCAGAUGACAGUACUACAGCAAAUGGGAUGGUGAGGUACCGCAUCGUGACACAGACCCCACAGAGCCCAUCACAAAAUAUGUUUACAAUUAACAGCGAGACAGGUGACAUUGUCACUGUGGCUGCUGGGCUUGACAGAGAGAAAGUUCAGCAGUAUAUAGUCAUUGUUCAAGCCACAGAUAUGGAAGGAAAUCUUAACUACGGUCUCUCAAACACGGCAACAGCAAUCAUUACAGUGACAGAUGUGAAUGACAACCCACCCGAAUUCACUACAAGCACUUAUUCAGGAGAAGUUCCUGAGAACAGAGUGGAGGUGGUGGUGGCAAAUCUGACAGUGAUGGACCGGGACCAGCCUCACUCCCCCAACUGGAAUGCCAUCUACCGCAUCAUCAGCGGAGACCCCUCAGGCCAUUUCACUAUCCGGACAGACCCAGUCACCAACGAAGGCAUGGUAACCGUUGUAAAGGCAGUCGAUUACGAGAUGAACAGAGCUUUCAUGCUGACAGUGAUGGUAUCAAACCAAGCUCCUCUGGCCAGUGGCAUCCAGAUGUCCUUCCAGUCAACCGCAGGAGUCACCAUUUCAGUCACAGAUGUCAACGAAGCACCUUAUUUCCCGACGAACCACAAGCUAAUCAGGCUGGAGGAGGGGGUGCCUAUGGGGACGGUCCUGACAACGUUCUCAGCAGUGGAUCCUGAUCGCUUCAUGCAGCAGGCAGUAAGAUACUCUAAGCUGUCAGAUCCUGCAAACUGGCUGAACAUUAACGCCACAAAUGGUCAGAUCACUACUGCUGCUGUCCUUGAUCGAGAGUCAGACUACAUUAAGAAUAAUGUCUACGAGGCCACAUUCUUGGCGGCUGACAACGGUAUACCCCCUGCAAGCGGCACUGGCACUCUGCAGAUCUACCUAAUCGACAUCAACGAUAAUGCUCCUGAGCUCUUGCCAAAAGAGGCACAGAUCUGUGAAAAGCCAAACCUGAAUGUCAUCAACAUAACAGCCGCGGAUGCUGACAUCGAUCCAAACGUCGGACCCUUUGUCUUCGAGCUGCCAAGUGUGCCAUCUGCGGUGAGGAAGAACUGGACCAUAACACGGCUGAAUGGCGAUUACGCCCAGCUCAGUUUACGAAUCACGUACCUGGAAGCAGGUGUGUAUGAUGUACCAAUCAUUGUGACAGACUCGGGAAACCCUCCCUUGUACAACACGUCCAUCAUCAAAGUGAAGGUGUGCCCGUGCGACGAGAACGGUGACUGCACCACCAUCGGGGCAGUGGCUGCGGCAGGGCUGGGCACAGGUGCCAUCAUUGCCAUCUUGAUCUGCAUCAUCAUUUUACUCACCAUGGUUCUGCUGUUUGUGGUGUGGAUGAAGCGCCGGGAGAAGGAGCGCCACACCAAGCAGCUCCUGAUUGACCCUGAGGACGACGUCAGGGACAAUAUCCUGAAGUACGAUGAAGAGGGAGGUGGAGAGGAAGACCAGGAUUAUGAUUUAAGCCAGCUCCAGCAGCCAGAAACCAUGGAUCAUGUUCUGAACAAGACACCUGGAGUCAGAAGGGUGGAUGAAAGACCUAUUGGUGCUGAACCACAGUAUCCUAUAAGACCAGUAAUCCCACAUCCAGGGGAUAUUGGUGACUUUAUUAAUGAGGGCCUGCGUGCGGCCGACAAUGACCCCACAGCCCCUCCCUAUGAUUCCCUGCUGGUGUUUGACUAUGAGGGCAGUGGCUCCACUGCUGGUUCCGUCAGCUCCCUGAACUCCUCUAGCUCCGGGGACCAGGACUACGACUACCUUAACGACUGGGGGCCCAGGUUCAAGAAACUGGCGGACAUGUAUGGGGGAGGCGAGGAAGAUUAAACUGACCUCACAUUAUUUAAAAACAAAUAUAAGAAGAAGACAGAAAAUAAUAUUAAGAAAAAAAGAAGAAAAAAACAUAGAAAAAACAAACCCACAGACGACAUUAACAAAAAGAGCCGAUGCAGAAGCAAGAACUGUACAGAUGUGGCAGCUUUUUUAAUUAAUAUCCCCUGCUGACUGUGUUGUUAUUUUUAGUGGUGACAUAGGAGGUUUCUUUUUUUUUCCCUUUUUUUUUUCCUUUCUAAUGUUAUUUUUUAGAAUAUUGAGCUGUCUCGCAUGAACACUUGUCUCUGCUGCAGGUUUUUUUUGUUCUUUUGGUUUGGUUUUUUAAUGUCAGCCGGGAUAUUGCUCGUUUACCUGCUUUAUGACUAAAGAGAGUGAAAGGCACUCUGUCUUAACUUGAAUUUCUUAGAACAGAAGCACUGUUUUUAAAAUAUAUAUAUAUAUAUAUAUUUGAAAGUGCCUUUUGGUGCAUGUAUCAGAUUCCCUUCAAUCUCAGGAGUGACGAAAACAAACAUACAACCAUCCUGGGCAGCACUCCCUGUGACCUUAAGCCAGUUCUAGCUGGGAAGGAUUUAACAAAAAGGAACUCUGGAGAUUGGUUCUUUUUUUUUUUUUUCCUUUUUUUCUUUUU